ACCUUUUUCUCUUCCCUCAUAGAUUCUUAGGUUACUUUCAAAUAUAAUAUUAACCAGGACAUGCAAUAUUGCAACCCUCUAGACUAUUCAUAUUCAAUUCCCUCUCCCCUAGCCACUCUUUUCUCUCAUUAUAUAAAGCUUCUUCCACCAAACCUGUUUCUCACUCUCAUUCUUAUUACCAUCAUCAUCAUCUCCCAAUAGGUUUUAAUUUUCCUUGCUACUGAUCAAUAUGGAGGAGUCUCAGUACUUGCUGUGGAUCAAGAGAAAACAAAUCUUGAAGUCACACAUUCAACAACCAUUUGGAACCAGCAACAACAACAACUCAUCAUCAUGGGAGGAAAGGGCUUUUGCAGAAGAUGCUGCUAGGAUACUUGGUGGGUGCAUAUGGCCUCCAAGGUCUUACUCAUGCAAUUUCUGUAAAAGAGAGUUUAGGUCUGCUCAGGCUCUAGGGGGACACAUGAAUGUGCACAGGAGGGACAGGGCUAGACUCAAACAAAGCCUUAGUCACCAUAAUGAAGCCCUUCAACAUCAUCAAAAAAAUGAUUGUACAGUUGCAACAAGCAAAGUCUCAUCUUCUAGGGCCUCAACUAUAUCUACCCAAGAAAUUUGUUCUCAUCAGCCUACCAUGUCCCUUUAUUCUUCCUUAAUUGGGUGGGGACAUCAUCACCACAUGGAGUCUCCUGAUUCAGAACCAAAAGGGCAAGUGAAUGCAAGGGAAGAAUUUUUAAAAGGUUUGGGUUGUAAUGAUUAUGUUGAAACAAGUUUGUCUGUGGGACAAAGUGCAGUGUUUGGCCAAAAAUUACCAACAACUGAAUCAUGUGGGGACGAAAGCAUCAGUUAUAAAAGAUCAAAGACUUCUAUGCCUCCUUUGCCUGGAGUUUUCCUCAAGCCAUGUUCAAAUGAUAGAAACCUAACUUUUCAGUCUGCAGAAUUUGUACUUGGACUCAAGCCUGGAAUGGAAGACUUAGAUCUUGAACUCAGGCUGGGGAAGCCACAGAAAGUUAUUUAGUAUAUAGGACAAACAAAAGAAGUUGUAGUGGAGUGUCAGUGUUUGCCUUUUUUUUUUUCCUUUCCUAUUAGAGGUUCAUAGAAAGUAGGCAAUUAAGAACCUUCUUCGCCUGACUAAACCCACCUUGAGUAGAAUUCUCAGGUUUAUUUUCAAGAGACGUUAAUUUGAAUACUAAUGUUAUCUCUAGUUGCAUAUGUUUUGUUUGA
Molecule: messenger RNA, 1215 nt
Organism: Glycine soja
Lineage: Eukaryota; Viridiplantae; Streptophyta; Magnoliopsida; Fabales; Fabaceae
Product: zinc finger protein 10-like
Exons: 2
Coding region: 230-1009 (259 amino acids)
Source: RefSeq, a predicted model, not a curated record